This is a messenger RNA of Clunio marinus, 6198 nucleotides long. NCBI's taxonomy places the organism in Eukaryota, Metazoa, Arthropoda, Insecta, Diptera, Chironomidae. The record is from the annotation of a GenBank genome assembly.
AUCAGAUAUUUAACAUAAUAACAGUGCUUAUUAAAAUAAAUAUUAGUGUUAGUAUCAAAUUGUGAUGAGUUUGCAUUCCAAACAAUUCUGCUAAUUUAAAAUUACGAAAAAAAAUCCUCCACAUUAAGUCUGGAAAAAUGGCGAUGGGUAAGAAUUACCGUAUUCUGGAAAAGAAUAAACCAGAACAACCCCAUAGCAUUAUCUUGGAGCACAGAUCACGACCAGAAACACUCCUUUUCGAAUCACAAGCUGUGGCAAAUUUGUCUGCUCAAGAGACAGAAGCUGUUCGUAAACAGUAUGUAAAGAUUCUUGACGCUUAUGGAUGUUUAGGGGUUUUGCAAUUAAAUGCUGGAGAAACAACGAUUUUAUAUCUUGUGUUAGUCACUGGAUGUUUUUCAGUGGGGAAAAUUGCUGAUAGCGAAAUAUUUCGCAUAACACAAACUCAAUUUGUAUCUUUACAACAUCAACAGCCAAAUGAAGACAAGAUUUCUGAAGUACGGAAAGUUCUCAAUUCAGGAACAUUUUAUUUCUCAUGGAAUUCAAGUUCUGAAAAGCCGUCAACUUCAGCCCAGAAUUUCGACAUAACUCUGAGUGCUCAACGUCGUCGGAAAACAAACGAAACUGACAAUCGAUUCUUCUGGAAUCGCAUGUUACACAUUCAUUUAUUACGAUUUGCUGUUGAAUGCGAGUUUUGGCUAUUAAAGGCCAUGUGUGGAUCAAUUGAGAUAAGAACUGUCUAUGCUGGUUCAAGACAAGCUCGUGCAGUCAUCAUUUCCAGAUUAUCUUGUGAAAGAGCUGGAACUCGCUUCAAUGUACGCGGUUGUAAUGAUGAAGGCUAUGUAGCGAAUUUUGUUGAAACAGAACAAGCAAUUUAUCUCGACAACGAAGUGACAUCAUACUUACAAACACGAGGUUCAGUUCCAUUGUUCUGGGAGCAACCAGGUGUCCAAGUUGGAUCGCAUAAAGUGAAAUUAUCUCGUGGUUUCGAAGCAACAGCUCCAGCUUUCGAUCGUCAUAUGACAAUGAUGAAAUCUCGUUAUGGGCGUCAAGCAAUUUGUAAUCUUCUUGGAACAAGCUUAAUUGGAAGUAAAGAAGGAGAAGCAAUGCUUAGUAAUGAAUUCCAGAAACAUCAUGAAAUGUCUGUUCACAAAGAUGUUCCACAUAUCGUCUUCGAUUAUCAUCAGGAAUGUCGAGGAAAUCAAACGAAUUUAUCGAAGUUAAAAGAUCGUUUGGAGAAAUGUUGUGGAAGUUUUGGACUUUUCUUUGCAUCAUCUGAUGACGUUAAUCAAGAACAAUAUGGAACUAUAAGAACAAAUUGUCUGGAUUGUCUUGAUAGAACGAAUUGCGUUCAGACGUUCAUUGGACUAGAAGUUCUCAAUGAGCAAAUUAAAAUCAUUGGAUUAGCUGAUAAGAAGCAAACACUUUCAAGGUUUGAGGAAGUUUUUAGACAGAUGUGGAUAUCCAAUGGAAAUGAAGUCAGUAAAAUUUAUGCUGGUACUGGUGCAAUUGGAUCAAUUGGAGCUGGUGCUGGUUCAAAAAUUAUUGACGGUGCAAGAUCGGCAGCUCGAACAAUACAAAAUAAUCUUCUCGAUUCAUCAAAACAAGAGGCAAUCGACAUUCUUCUUGUCGGCUCCACAUUAAGUUCUGAACUUGCUGAUCGUGCAAGAAUUUUGUUGCCAACGAACAUGUUACAUGCUCCAACUCCGGUUUUAAGGGAAAUGUGCAGACGCUAUAAUGAAUAUGUUUCCCCAGCUGAAUUGAGAGUCGCUAUAGGGACUUACAAUGUUAAUGGUGGAAAACACUUUCGAAGUGUCAUUUAUAAAGAUUUGUCACUUAUCGACUGGCUGGCGCCUAAAAAUGACGCAAUCAUUGACAUUGAACAUUCUGAUUCUGUUUAUGAUAAAAUGGCAGACAUUUAUGCAAUAGGAUUCCAAGAAAUUGUUGAUUUAAAUGCGGGUAAUAUUGUCGCAGCAAGUUCUGAUAACGCAAAAGCUUGGGCUGAAGAGUUACAACGAGUGUUGUCAAAAGAUGACGAACCAUACGCUUUGUUAACGAGUCAACAACUUGUUGGUGUUUGUCUUUACGUAUUUGUUCGUCCACAAUUAGCAAAAAGUAUUCGCGAUGUUGCAACUGAUUCUGUUAAAACUGGACUUGGUGGUGCGACUGGUAACAAAGGCGCUGCCGCUAUUCGUUUUGUAUUGAAUGGAACAUCGUUCUGUUUUGUUGCUGCACAUUUUGCUGCUGGUCAAUCGCAAGUUAUUGAAAGAAAUGCUGAUUAUGCUGAAAUUACAAGAAAAAUUGCUUUUCCAAUGGGAAGAACAUUGAAAGGACAUGAUUAUGUCUUCUGGUGUGGCGACUUCAAUUAUCGCAUUGACAUGGAUAAAGAUGAGAUGAAAGAAAUUUUAAAAACAGGAGAUUUGAAACCAGUUUUAGAGAAUGAUCAAUUGAGAAAACAACAAGAAGCUGGAAGCGUGUUUAACGAUUUCUUGGAAGGUGAAAUUAAUUUUCCCCCAACAUACAAAUAUGAUUUGUUUAGUGAGGAUUACGAUACGAGUGAGAAAGCUCGAGCACCAGCAUGGACUGAUCGUGUUUUAUGGAGAAGAAGAAUCCGUCAAUUAGAUGCCGAUGAUCCAAACUUUAACCCUGGAAAAUUACUUUUCUAUGACGGACAAGCUGCACUAGCUGCUGUCAAACGUAAAAAAAAUCUUCAAGUGUGUGGAAUAAAUUUAUCAAUCAAUCUUAAAACUGAAGAUUGGGUGAAGCAAGUUGAACGAGAAAUUGAAUUAUGUACAACAAAUUGUGUUCAACUUUGUGAAUACAUCGACGUUUCAUCAAAUUCUGAUUACAAUAGUUUAGGCAUUCCAUUAGCUGGUGGAGAACAAACAAAGAAAAAACCUCCAGCUAGACCACCUGCACUACCGAAAUCCCCACAAGUUACUCCAAAACAUCAUCCAAGGCACACGGCUGGAGUUAUUAAUGUCAACAACAUAAUUCGUCCACAACAAUCUCAACCGCAACCACAACUACCAGAGAGGCCAUGUUUGCCUCCAAGACCGAAAGCUAUGGAACAAAAAUCAGAUCAAAUUUCACCUCCAUCUGAGCAAACGACAAUGGAAGCUGAAACGUACCAAGCACCAUCAGCAAUUUAUGAAGAAAUUCAAGACGAUAUUAAAGGAAGAGGAAACAGAAAAAUGGCAUCGUCAAGACGAGAGGAACAAUCACUUCUUGGUCACAGUCGAUCGAACGGCACUUCAAUUGUCUCUAGCAGAAAUGAUUCAACUGAACCUGUUCGUCUCACACCUGCUUGGGAAGCUCAGAAUCUCCCCAAUGAUGAUCUCAAUUUCAAAGGAAUGACGAUGGAACGUGCGAGACUGGAAUGCGAACCACCAAGUGACAAAUUCAAGCUUAUCUUCCUCAUUCUUGUUCUGCAUGGAAUCGGAACGCUUACGCCGUGGAACAUGUUCAUUACAGCAAAAGAUUAUUUCGUGAAUUACAAAUUAUCAGCGAAUUAUACUGGACAGAACAACACAGUGUACAUUGAUAAUUUCUUACCGUACAUUGGAUUCGCAUCUCAAAUUCCCAACGUGCUCUUCAAUUGGUUGAAUAUAUUCGUGAAUCUUGGUGGUGAUCUGACGAAACGUGUCGUUUGGAGUUUAGUUGUUGAAAUCAUCGUCUUUCUUAUCACCGUGAUUCUUGCCAUGGUUGAUUCGUCAGAUUGGCCAGGAACCUUCUUCUGGGUGACAAUAGUAUCAGUCGUAAUACUUAACAUUGCUGGUGGCAUCUUCCAAAAUACUGCUUAUGGAAUGGCUGCCAAACUCCCACCAAAGUACACUGGAGCUGUCGUGUUGGGAUCAAACAUCAGCGGACCUUUCGCGUCCGUGAUAAGCAUCUUGUCAGGCUCCAUCUGGCCUUCCGUUCGUAAAGCUGCCAUUUAUUACUUUAUCACGGCUAUGUUUGUUAUUCUGCUAUGCUUUGACACUUAUUUUGCAAUGCCAUUGAAUAAGUUUUAUCGCUAUCAUGAGCUGAUGAGCGAGAAGAAGCAAGAGAAAGCACGUCGCGCUGGUAUCAACAUCAAAGCCCACCCGCCUUACUACAAAAUCUUCCGUCAAUCAUUUAUGCAGCUUUUCAACGUCUUUUUCAUUUUCUUUGUGACACUAACUGUUUUCCCAACCGUCCAUUCUGACAUCAAACAGCUGGGCGAAGGAAAGUUUUUGGGAAUUGUUCCAAGAGAAUUGUUCACGUCGAUCACUUGCUUUUUCACGUUCAACUUUUUUGCGAUGUUGGGAAGUUUAGCAACGAGUUGGGUGAAAUGGCCAUCUCCAAGAUUUUUGAUUAUUCCCGUCUUAGCUCGUGUUGUUUUUAUCCCACUCUUUUUAUUCUGUAAUUACCAUCCACUUUCAAUGGAACGUGUUCUUCCAGUUUAUAUCACCAAUGAUUAUGUCUACUGGACGAUUGCCAUUAUCAUGAGCUUUAGCUCGGGAUACUUGAGCUCCUUAGCGAUGAUGUAUGCUCCACAGUCACAGACAAACCCCCAAUAUCAGAUAACUGCGGGAAUGAUGGCUGCUGCAAUGCUUAUUACUGGCAUCUUCACUGGCAUCCUUUUCUCCUACAUUUUCCCAUCAUUCGUGAAAGUUGCUGUUAACUUUUAAGAAUAGAAAUGGAGCAUUAAGAAUUGCUCUAGUCGCAAUCUCAUGUUGCUAGCAUGGAAUUAAAGAAAAUUGUUAAUGAUUUCAUACAUUUAACACCAAUAAUUAAAUACGAACAAGUAGAAGGAAAAUUUUAUUUCUUUCUUUUCUUUCAUUUUUAUUUUCAAUAUCUUUGAAAAAUUGAAGAUAAUAAAAAGUUCAGUAAAAUUUUAAUGUCAGUCGAUAAAUUUCCGACGACAAAGUAGAUAUUUAAAUUCAUAAUAUGACCUGAUAUGAUUAGAUAAACAUUAUUAGAUAUCUACCCACAUUUUGAAUAAGAAAUAAAACUAAGCAAUGAAACCUCAAUAUAAACAAAAAGGUUGUUAAAGUUAAAACUAAAAUAUGAAUGAGCUCGAAUUGUUUUCAUUUUCAUUUACUUUAAUUGACAUUCAAUGCAAAGAAAGAAUUAAAAAUUUUAUUAUUUUGAUUAUCUUUUAUAAUUUUUUGUUAAUGUUAAACACUGAAAUCAGACGCUAUUUUGUUCUUGCCAAAAUCCUAAUUUUUUUUGUGAGUGAUUUGCAUUUAUAAAUAAUUAAUUGUUAAUGAAUUGAUCCUUUGAGACGUAAAAUAUCUAACAUAAAAAUAAUUGUUAGUUCAAAGUUAAUGUUAAGGAAUUAAAAAUACCUUAAAGCUUAGUAUUUCAUUAAACCAACAACCAACAUAAUCUACUCUAAGACAUUCAAUCAAUCAAUCAUUCAUUCAUCUUAUGAAAUCUUUAUGAACCAAAAAUUCUUUACCUCUAAGAAACUCUUUUGAUAAAUUUUUUCUCAUGAUAUCCUUACACAAUAAAUGGCUCAAACUAUCUACAUAAAUUGAAAUAAAAUUUUUAAGAAAAGAAAGAAAAGUGGAAAUUGACUGAUUAUAGAGCACAAAGGAAGUCUUUGAUAAGACAGCAAAUUUUUCAUAGUUUUUGAUAUUUCAACAUUUUUCUAUCCAAUAAACUUUUCUCUUUUCCAAAUGAAGUUCAUCACUGCUUUUCUCUACCCAUAGAAAUGAAUCCAUUUAUGAAUAAAAAUAAAUCAGGGUUAAAGGAAAUUUGACUUAAAUAACAAUAAAAAAAUAAAUCGACAAUAACUGAAAUUAUCAAUGAGAAAAUAAUUUUUUAGCGUGGAUUUUUCUACAAUAAUUUUUUGUUUGUAUUUUUAAUCAUAAUAUUUUUAAAAAAGUUCUUUUCAAUGGAUGUCUAAUCAUUUAAAAAAGUAGAGAAAAAUGCUUUCGGUUUUAACUUAAUUUUAAAACACGGAAAGUGAAGCGAAUAUUUAAAAUAUUUUAUUUCAAAUUAUUAUGUUGAAGGAAAAGAAACUCAUUGACGUGCAGGGAAUUCUCUAUAACAACUUUUAUAAAAAGAAUCUCUCUAUGAAAAGAUUGCGUACGACGGAUUUCCUCUCCACAAAUUUCUUUGUCUUCAAAAAGUUUUUAUAGAGGGUUCUCUGCAUGCUUUUCUUCUGGGAAAUUAUUUUGAUUUGUAUACGCAUGAUAAUAUUAAUUGUAUCAAGUUUAAGUUGAUGUAAAC